AUGGCAGACGACGGAGCAUAUACGGCAGACGACCCUUCGCUGACCGUGGGGCCGAAAAUUGUCUGUAUCACUGAGCUCUGUGACCAACAACCGUCGGCGACGACAUCCACAUUGCAGGUGGAGGCCGAUCAGAGGACGUUAGAUUUAGCACCACUACUAUCCCUGUGUCCAAAUGACGAACUGUUGGAAGCUCCUGUUGGAAUCUUGCAGGAGUGCGAUUAUCCAUCGACAGACAACGUAUAUAUGGUGGACGACAAUAAAUACACGACGAAAGAUGACGCGGUAGACGACCCUACACUGACCGUGAGGCCCAAAAUUGUAUGUGCUAUCAGUGAGCUCCGUGAUCAACAACCGACGACGACGACAUUGACUUCGAGCAAAAGUGAUGGCGACGGGUUGGAGCCAGCGACAACUACGAUCCAAGUAAAGUCAGCGGUGACUGAACAGCUUGAUUCUUACGUGGCACCGGUUAGAAUCCAGCUGUUAGAUGCACUGGCUGAUGUUAAAGAUUUUGUUCCGGACGAGGCAACCGAAAGCACGACCAUAGUUCCUACAGUCGUGGCCAAAAGUGAUGACGACGGGUUGGAGCCAGCGAUGACUACGAUCCAAGUAAAGUCAGCGGUGACUGAACAGCUUGAUUCUUACGUGGCACCGGUUAGAAUCCAGCUGUUAGAUGCACUGGCUGAUGUUAAAGAUUUUGUUCCGGACGAGGCAACCGAAAGCACGACCAUAGUUCCUACAGUCGUGGCCAAAAGUGAUGGCGACGGGUUGGAGCCAGCGAUGACUACGAUCCAAGUAAAGUCAGCGGUGACUGAACAGCUUGAUUCUUACGUGGCACCGGUUAGAAUCCAGCUGUUAGAUGCACUGGCUGAUGUUAACGAUUUUGUUCCGGACGAGGCAACCGAAAGCACGACCAUAGUUCCUAUAGCCGUGGCCAAAAGUGAUGGCGAUGGGUUGGAGCCAGCGACGACUGCGGUCCAAGCAAAGUCAGCAGCAGCAGAAAAACCCCGGCAAGGUCGUCGUAGAUCGUUCUUAUCGGCAGUGGGGAGGCGGCUCCUCAAGUUCGGGAGGACGUUAUGCUGCUGUUGCUGUUGCAAAUAGUGUGGUAGGUACACCGAUACCGCCAUAUGGUGCGCUCGAUUGCAUCUGUGAGAUGACAACGAGUUGAGAAGACAAGAGGGAUGCAAAAAGAGAUGUUGACUGGUGUCAUCAAUCCAAAAUUUAAGUUUAUAAUUUAUUAAAAUUCAUUUUGUUUAAUUUUCGUUUUGUUGAAAAACUUUAAUAUUAUAAUGAUUGUUAAUUUGCUCAUAUUAUCAAAUAAACAAUGAAGCAUAACAUAUGUAAAUAUUAAUUAUACAUGUAAAUUUUUACUUCGAAUACCGUCAAAUUUUUUUCUGAUUGUUAUAAAAAAUAAAAAUGUGAGAAAUAAAAAAAAAUGUACAUAAUCAUAAGUAAUAACAAUAAAACAAAUAAUAUAAUUUAAUGUGUACAUUCGUCUUGAACACUAAUUACUUUAUAUUUUUAUGAUUAUUAUAUUUAUAAGUCGUAUUUUAUUGUUGAAUAAGG
Molecule: messenger RNA, 1566 nt
Organism: Metopolophium dirhodum (rose-grain aphid)
Lineage: Eukaryota; Metazoa; Arthropoda; Insecta; Hemiptera; Aphididae
Exons: 1
Coding region: 1-1101 (366 amino acids)
Source: RefSeq, a predicted model, not a curated record